GAUGUCUCGGCGGACGCGCUGUGAGGAGCUGGAUGAGUUACACUACCAGGACACGGACUCAGACCUCCUGGAGCAGAGGGACAACAAGUGCAAGGUCAAAUGGACCCACGAGGAGGAUGAGCAACUGAGGGCCCUGGUGAGGCAGUUUGGACAGCAAGACUGGAAGUUCCUGGCCAGCCACUUCCCUAACCGCACAGACCAGCAAUGCCAGUACCGUUGGCUGAGGGUUUUAAAUCCAGACCUUGUUAAGGGACCAUGGACCAAAGAGGAAGAUCAGAAGGUCAUUGAGCUGGUCAAGAAGUAUGGCACAAAACAGUGGACGCUAAUUGCCAAACACCUGAAGGGCCGGCUGGGGAAGCAGUGCCGCGAGCGCUGGCACAAUCACCUCAACCCUGAGGUGAAGAAGUCCUGCUGGACCGAGGAGGAAGAUCGCAUAAUCUGCGAGGCCCAUAAAGUGCUGGGCAACCGCUGGGCUGAGAUCGCCAAGAUGCUGCCAGGGAGGACGGACAAUGCUGUGAAGAAUCACUGGAAUUCCACCAUCAAGAGGAAAGUAGACACACGAGGCUUCCCAAACGAGUCCAGAGACUGCAAACCUGUCUACCUGCUUUUGGAACUUGAGGACAAGGACCGUCACCAGAGUGCCCAGCCCGUGGAAGGCCAGGGAAGUCUUAUGGCUGGCUGGCCGCUGGCGCCCUCUGCUGUGAAGGAAGAGGAGAGCAGUGAGGAGGAGGCCGCCGCAGCUGCUGCUUGUGCUAAACAGGAACAUGAGCCUGUACCUGCUGAUCUGGGCGAAGUGCACACCCCAGAGCCCCUGGAGCACCUCAAGCGUGAAUAUCAAGAGGACUCCCCCUCGCCAGAAACGAGCCUGCCCUACAAAUGGGUGGUGGAGGCGGCAAACCUCCUUAUCCCUGCUGUAGGGUCCAGCCUCUCGGAAGCCCUGGACUUGAUUGAGUCGGACCCUGAUGCUUGGUGUGACUUGAGUAAAUUUGAUCUUCCUGAAGAACCAUCUGCUGAGGGCAGUGUCAACAGCAGCCCAGUGCAACCCCAGACAUCACAGCAGCAAGAACAGGCACUGUCAUCCCACGAGACUACCACACCGGGGCCCAGCAUGACUGAGUAUCGGCUUGAUGGCCACACUAUUUCAGACCUGAGCCGGAGCAGCCGGGGGGAGCUGAUCCCCAUUUCCCCCAGCACUGAGGUUGGAGGCUCAGGCAUUGGCACACCACCCUCAGUGCUCAAGCGACAGAAGAAACGGCGUGUGGCCCUGUCACCUGUCACAGAAAACAGUGCCAGCCUGUCCUUCCUGGACUCUUGUAACAGUCUUACCCCGAAGAGCACACCUGUCAAAACCCUUCCGUUCUCUCCUUCCCAGUUUCUGAACUUCUGGAACAAACAGGAUACCCUGGAGCUAGAGAGCCCUUCACUGACGUCCACUCCAGUGUGCAGCCAGAAGGUGGUGGUCACCACACCCUUGCACAGGGAUAAGACACCCCUGCAUCAGAAGUAUCCAUCGUUUGUAACCCCAGAUCAGAAGUACUCCAUGGACAACACUCCCCACACGCCAACCCCGUUCAAGAAUGCCCUGGAGAAGUACGGACCACUAAAGCCCCUGCCGCAGACUCCACACCUGGAAGAGGACUUGAAGGAAGUGUUACGUUCUGAGGCUGGCAUUGAGCUUAUUAUUGAGGAUGAUGUGAGGCCUGAGAAGCAGAAAAGAAAGCCUGGGCUGCGGCGAAGCCCUAUAAAGAAAGUUCGAAAGUCUCUGGCUCUUGACAUUGUGGAUGAAGAUGGGAAGCUGAUGUCUACACUUCCCAAAACUCUGUCCUUGGCAACAAGUGUCCCAUCCAGCUCCUCUAGCUUCACCCUGCCAGGUAUCAAAGAGGAUAACAACCUGCUCAACCAGGGGUUCCUGCAGGCCAAACCUGAGAAAGUGGUGGCCACCCAGAAGCCCCGGAGCCAUAUUCCAGCCCCUGCCCCUAUGACCAGCGCCUGGAAGAUGGUGGCCUGUGGGGGCACCAAAGACCAGCUCUUCAUGCAAGAGAAAGCCCGGCAGCUCCUGGGCCGCCUGAAGCCCAGCCACACAUCUCGGACCCUCAUCCUGUCCUGAAGGGGCUUGGAGGGCACGGAUCUGUUCUCAUGUUUACAGGGGCUAGGGUGGGGGGUGAGGUUUGCUUUGAAAUCACAUUCAGAUGAUCAGCUUCAGGAAGUCGCCUGCUGCCAGCUCCUCAGACUACUCAGGUGGCAGCAGAAGUAACACACACUAUAUCCUGUCUCCAGGUCUAUUUUUGGGAAGUUAGUUCCUGGUGCUAAAAGAACAAAAUCCCACUCCUGGGCCUAUCUGUUCUAUCCCCAAUACCACUAGGAACCCUGUUAGCUUCUCCCAAGCUCUCAUCAGGACCGGCUUCAUCUCAGACCCCUGCUUAGGAUAGGGGACGUGGCUAGGAGUAUUCCCUUUUCCAUCCCCUUUUGGUCCAUUCUCUCCACAAUAAAGUACCCUUCUCCCUGUGCAGCCCUGACUCCGCCUUCUGGGCCUUGCUUAAAGUGCCUUAGUGGCUUUCUUCUGACAUGCAGGUAUGUGGACCUCUGUCCUCAGAACUUGGCCUGUGGAAAGCUCUGCAAAUCUCCUAGGAACUCUUGGUGGGGUUGAAGUUGGGGAUGGGUGAGAGCCUCUUGGAAGGUGGAAAGGACUGGGAGAACCGUCCAACUCUGGUGGCCAGUGUGCAGAAAGAGGGCUGCCUAGCUCUGGAGCUCUAUGUCUGAGGUUGUGGGAACAAUUGCUCAGGCUGUUGCCUCCCUUGGUUAGGGUCAGUGGAUGGAGUAUGGCCUAUAGCUGGUGAGCUUGAAGAGAGAGAUGCUGAGCCUAAUGUUUACAUCAGGAAGAUCAGUGGUUUGCAUGAGUGUCUUUGGAUUGGAGAUUGGGUGUACUUCUGGGAGACCUAUACCGAGUCCAGGUUGCAGGGAAGACUAGAGACAGAUCCUUUCUGAUAGGGCAAGAGAUACCAUCUCAAGACACACCUGAGCCAGUGCUCCAGAGUUCAGACACUUCCCUGCUCUUAGGCAAGGGAUGAUGGGGACAGACUCUGCUCUUCCCAUACUGCCUCCUACAGCCUGUGCCUGAGCCCCAUGCUCAGGUAGGUUAUCUCUGCCUCACCCCUGUGCUAUGUGUCUGAGCCGCACCUGCUUCACCCCUGUGGUUGUUCGUGCUUUUCUCACUACCAGGACCAAGAAGGGACUUAUGGGGGCUGAGGGGAGCUAUGUUGGCUCCUGGUCAGUGCUAGCGAAGGU
Molecule: messenger RNA, 3285 nt
Organism: Chionomys nivalis (European snow vole)
Lineage: Eukaryota; Metazoa; Chordata; Mammalia; Rodentia; Cricetidae
Gene: Mybl2
Product: MYB proto-oncogene like 2
Exons: 14
Coding region: 2-2107 (701 amino acids)
Biological process (GO): regulation of DNA-templated transcription
Cellular component (GO): nucleus
Molecular function (GO): DNA-binding transcription factor activity, RNA polymerase II-specific; RNA polymerase II cis-regulatory region sequence-specific DNA binding
Source: RefSeq, a predicted model, not a curated record